AUGACCUCCUCCGCGUCGUCCAUAGCCUUCGCGAAGGGGACAGCAGGAAGACCGGGCGAGAGGCAGCCAGGGUCGACACCAAAGAUCAGGUUACAGAUGGUAUCGAAAGUGAGCCGGAGGAACACGUCCUGCAGGUCAACGACGGUGCCCUUUUCCGCCACAUGGGCGAGGAGGGGGACGAGCCCCUUCUCAACCUUGUCAUAG
This is a messenger RNA of Spirodela intermedia, 204 nucleotides long. The record is from the annotation of a GenBank genome assembly. Lineage: Eukaryota; Viridiplantae; Streptophyta; Magnoliopsida; Alismatales; Araceae.